UUAAGAUGGCGCUACGGCCCGGAUCGGGGGGAGGUGGCAGUUUUAUGUACCCUGUUGGAGGGGGCAUUGGGCCACCGCAAGGAAUGAUGCCCGUGCAACAGCAGCAACAACAGGGCUUCCCUAUUGUACAGGUCAUGCAGCCCAACAUGCAGGGCAUUAUGGGAAUGAACUUUGGAGCACAGAUGCCUUCAGCCAUGCCUAUACAGGGUGGAAUGGCUAUGGGCAUGCAGACUCCUGGGAUGCAGUUCAUGGGUCAACCUCAGUUCAUGGGAAUGAGGGGCCCAGGGCCACAGUUCCCCGCUGACCUGCAGAAACAGAUGGCAGAGGAACAUCAUAAGCGUAUGGAGCAGCAGCAGAAGAUGCUGGAGGAGGACAGGAAGAGAAGACAGUUUGAGGAACAAAAGCAGAAAUUACGUCUUCUGAGCAGCGUCAAACCAAAAACUGGGGAGAAGAGUCGUGACGAUGCCCUCGAGGCCAUCAAAGGAAACCUGGACGGCUUCAGCAGAGACGCCAAGAUGCAUCCGACACCAUCUUCACAGUCUAAGAUACCAGACUCAUCGCCAUCUCAUUCCUCUCUUGCCUCUCAUUCCCCUGCUUUCCCUGACGACGACGACGACUUUAGUGACUUUGUUCAGGGCCCAGCAGAUUCCUCCUCUUCCCCCUCAUUCUCCUCUUCGUCCCUCCCUCCAUCCUCACCUUCACUGAGAGCUAGCCAGCCGUUAGAGGCGGGGUCCAGUCCACACCCCCCCUCAUCUCCCGUCCCCCCCUCACACCAUUCAUCUCUCUCCGCCCCUCCUGUCAUCCAGCACUCUGUCAUCUCCAGCUCCCAACCUACGUUUCAAGGCCCGUCUCUGGAGGAGAAGAUGUUCUCUUCGUGUGACUUGACAGCUGAUAAGAUGGCCCAUGUUAGUUUUAAGGCAAGACAGCCUCUAUCCGAAAUGGGCCCCAAAUGUCACGUAAUGGCCCAGUUUCAUAGCAGCUCCAAUGCCCGAAACUGGGCUCAAACUAGAGACGACUUCGGGUCAGCCUUCAUCAUGGAGGCGGCAUCUGAGCCUCGACCUCCGGUUCAAGCGCCCCCUGCUGCAGAACCCCUGCCGGUACAACACACUAGCUCCAGCGGUGUAGCCGUCUACCCCCAACAAGACAUGCAGCCCAUGGUGCCAGGCUGGUUGUAUAAUGACACGCUUAUCCCAGAAUUGUUCAAGAAGGUCUUUGAGUACACCAUGACGCCAGCAGGCAUCGACACAGCUAAACUCUACCACGUUCUGAUCUCAUCGGGUCUGCCAAGAGAGGCCCUCGGGCAGAUUUGGGCCAUGGCUAACCGUACGACACCUGGAAAGCUUACAAAGGAAGAGCUGUAUAGUGUAUUGGCCUUGAUCGGAGUCGCCCAGAGUGGCCUUACAGUUAUGAGUCUGGACAUCCUGAGUCAGUUUCCCUCUCCGCCUGUGCCCAAUCUACCUGCCAUGGCUAUGGCCAUUCCUGCUCACCUGCCUCAGCAUCAGCAGUCCAUCAUGACCCAGCCACCCGUAUCCAUGCCCAUGCCCACCCCUGCACCACCUGUCAUGGGCAUGACCCCGAACCCUCCGGGGCAAGCACCCACCAGCUUCAUCCCCAACUUCCCUCCAAUUCAGCAGGCUGCCAAGACAGAUGACGAUGAUUUUCAGGAUUUCCAAGAAGCACCCAAAGCGGGAACUGGAGAUGACUCAUUUGCAGAUUUCCAAGGAGAAACGGGGGGAGUGUUUCCGAGCGUGACUUUAUCAUCAUCAUCAUCCCAGAGCGGUGUUCCUGCCAUGCUGACUCCAGUAUCUGGAUCUUCAUCCACCUCCUCCUCUGAUAAAUAUGCAGCGUUUAAGCAGCUGUCAGUGGAGAAGCCUGCAGAAGCCACAGCAUCCGUCUCCGAUUCUGGGGACAAAUACAGUGUUUUCCGCGAGCUUGAGCCACCUUCAGACAGAAAAACUGUUGGCGAGGGAUUUGCUGAUUUCAAGUCUGUCAGUGCCGAUGAUGGCUUCACAGACUUCAAAACAGCCGACACCAUUUCUCCACUAGAACCACCAGACCAGGCCAAGUUCCAGCCAACUUUUCCUACUCCUUUCGUUUCCUCUCAAUCUCUACCGUUGUCACAGCCAACCUCUUUGGCUCAACCUAGAAAUCUUCUUAAUAUGGCAGACCUGGACCUGUUCACCACAAUUGCUCCUCCCGCUCCCACUGCCGACGCCAAACUCAAUUUGUUCCCUUCUGUGCCCCCGGUUACUGUCCCCAAACCUCCCAGCACUGGAGGGGAGGAGUUUGGCGAUUUUGCUCUUUUCGGCCCCUCCGAAGCAUCACAGGGCACCCCCACCACUGGAAGAGGAGUGGAGGCAGCGGUGCAAGACGAUUUUGCUGACUUCAUGGCAUUCGGGAGUUCGAGAGAUCAGAAAAGCGCUGCCGUUUCUGCGGAAGGCCAGGGGGAGGCGUCUCAGCAGAGUCAGCAAAUCGGUGGCGAUAAGUACGACGUCUUCAAACAACUUUCCACCGCGGAUGGCCUGGCCUACGACGAUAUCAAAGAAAGCGGCGGGGGAUCUUUCUCGUCGCUCAAGAGCGACACCGAUGACUUUGCAGACUUCCAGACCUCCAAGUUCUGCACGGCACUGGGGGCGUCCGACAAAAGUCUAGUAGACAAAGUGGCCGCAUUCAAGCUGGCCAAAGAAGACUCUGCCUCUGUUAAGUCUCUAGACCUCCCAUCCAUCGGUGGCAGCAGCGUGGGAAAGGACGACUCAGAAGAUGCGCUCUCGGUUCAGCUGGACAUGAAAUUGUCUGACAUGGGAGGAGACCUGAAGCAUGUGAUGUCCGAUAGCUCUCUAGAUCUCCCCGGUUUGUCGUCCCAUCAACCCCCUGCCGCAGAAGCUGACGAUUUAAAAUUUGACCCUUUUGGCACGUCAGCCGUAAGCAGUCUGGGCAGCUAUGACUGGUCAGACAAAGAAGAUCUUUCAUCUGCUCAGGGUAACAAGCUCCAGAGAGGGUCGUUAGGAGCACUUCCUUCUUUAGCUGUGGUCCACAGGAAGGAGACAUCUUUCGGAAGCUCAGAGAAUAUCACCCACACCACGGUUGCCAAGGUGACCACCUUCCCAAUCGAAGAUGGUGCUGCCAUUACCGAGAGCAGGAUCGAAGCAUUUGCUGACUUCGGCUCCAUUGAGCAGUCUGGACAAGAUGAUGAUGACUUUGGCGACUUUGCCAGCACGGUUUCUGAAAAAUCCGACUCCCCUCCCAGUACUGCUGACACUGGCUCGGAGGGCAACCAGGCCGAAACAUCAGACGAGUUCGCUGCCUUUCAAGGAGACAAGCCUAAGUUUGGCAAAUCAGACUUUUUGAAGGCAAGUGCGCAGGCCAAGCUGAAAUCCAGCGAGGAGAUGAUCAAGAAUGAGCUCGCCACCUUUGACCUGUGUGUGCAGGGCUCCCAUAAACGCAGCCACAGUUUGGGAGAGAAAGAAAUGGUCCGGUCCAUACCCUCUCCUGCCCCUGAGCAGCCCUUCAGAGACCGCUCCAACACCCUGAACGAAAAACCGGCGCUGCCCAUCAUCCGCGACAAGUACAAGGAUCUCACUGGAGAGGUGGAGGAGAGCGAGCGAUAUGCAUACGAAUGGCAGAGGUGUUUGGAGAGCUCUCUAAAGGUUAUCACCACUGCCAAUAACAGCCUUAAUGGCAUAAGCAGUUCCAUAGUGUGCACAGAGGUCAUCCAAUCAGCACAGGGCAUGGAGUACCUGCUUGGUGUGGUGGAAGUGUAUCGUGUGACCAAGCGAGUUGAGCUGGGUAUCAAAGCCACGGCCGUUUGUUCUGAGAAACUGCAGGAGCUGCUUAAAGACAUCAGCCGUGUGUGGAACAACCUGAUGGGCUUCAUGUCACUAGCAAACCUUACUCCCGAUGAGAACUCACUGGACUUCUCCUCCUGUAUACUGAGGCACGGCAUGAAGAAUGCGAAGGAGCUGGCGUGCGGUGUGUGUCUGCUUAAUGUGGACUCUCGCAGCAAGAAGAAAGACGAGAACACAUUUGGACGCCUGUUUAAAAGAGUAGGAUACUGCCUCAAAACUCCAAUUUGCACCAUGUUGCGGGUGUCAGGAAGGCAAACGCAUCCCUGUUGUGCUGCCAAAAUGACCAAAACUCACCUCUCGCCACUCGUCCCUUUUCAGACUGCCAAAAACAGUCAGCACUCACAGGGUCGAUUUGACUCCUACAUCAGAAUUUACAGAAUCUUUAUUUAUGUGGCUUUAGUUGGUGAAUUCGGUUAUACGCUUUUAGCUCCUGGUUUUAUUUUUUUAAGAGUUUCCUUAGAUUGAGACGUAGGUAUGAUGUCUAUUUAACUGUGUAGACACUUGUACCCAAACAUGGCGAAUAGGUGAAGGCUAUGUCAUUUUGGUACCUCAUGGGGUCUGAGAACAAAUCAACAAAUGGGAUGGGGCAAGAAAAUCAUACAUCAAAGCAAUAGUUCACCAAGAAUAAAAAUUCUAUUAUCAUUUUCUCACCAUCAUGUGGCUUUAAACAAAACAAAAUAAAAAAAUAAAAUUAAGAGGCAAAAGUAAAUCUACACAGACUGUUUUAUGGAAAUAAUGUUUUUGCUACUCUGGUGCUGAAGGAUUGGUAAUAGUUAAAAACAACAUGAGAGUGAAUAAAUGAUGAGAGAAUUUUCAUUUAUGGGUGAACUGUUUUGGGUGAACAAUCGUCCACCAAACAUACGAUCACAAAUCAUUUUAUUAAAGGGUACAUAACUAGGGAUUUUUAAGGUCUACUUUGGUUUAUAUAGUGUCCAACAUUAAGUUUAUGUAUAUAGAAGGUGUCAUAACGCACACCGUAGGUAGUUAUUCUUACCUUACUUCUUGACUGACUCUCAAAUGAUUCGUUCCGCUAUUCAUCCGUCUAAUCAACUCCUUACUGCUUGCCUAGUAUGAUGUGAUUGGUCAGAUGGUCUAGUCUGCUGUGAUUGGUCUACAGCGAAUGAGGCUCACGAGCUACAGUGUUUGAGGGAGAAGAGUGAAGUUUUCGCGGGCAGUCAAGGCUAUUUGUAGUGAUGACAUCCGCGGCGGUUCGCGAAUCGGACUAGGGACGACUCGUAUGCAUGAUUCGGAGUAGAUUCCCCUUUUUUCCAAGCCAAUCACUUUAUUCAUUUACCUUCGGAUUUACAACUUGGCAAGACUGCUUACUUUCAAACAUGGCAACAUUACACAGCAUGAAAUGUCAAUUUCAUGAUCUCAUGUUAUGUACUCUUUAAGAAUUCUCCUUCUUAAACCUCUCCAACAUUAAUGCCAUGUUCGAGGUUUUCUGAUGUAAGAGAGGGGUAAACAUUGCUCGUAGCACUCUAGAUAGAAUAAGAAAAGGAAGGGCUCUUGCAGCAAGGAAUCAUGGGAUUGAUGUCUGAGGAGCAGAUGCGGCUCAGCCAUCAGUCUCGGCAACCAAAAUCACAGGUGCUAACAGAUCUACCACACAUCCAGCUUAAGUUAAUAGAGUCGCUCCGUCUGCUCCUGACAUUCGAUUAAUAUCCCGCGUUUUUAAUUACGUUUCGGGGGAUUGGUGGACAGAAUCGCUGUCGGGGGUGGGUAAUGAAAUCAGCGUUUUAAAGACACACUUUUAAGGUGGAGCAGAAAUGGUGAGAUGCUUUUAAAGCUUGUGAAGGGAUGAGGGUGUUUGAUGCUGUCUGCGGCUGGGGUAUGUGUGUUGGGCUACAGCUGGAUGAGGAUGGUUGGUAUGGCUGACCUUGGGUUAACAUUUGGGUUCUGUCUGUGCAAAGGAGGGACGGGAUCCAUUUGCGCCUGCUAAUAGAAUUUGUCUACAGGAAUGGGCAACAGUGUAUUAACAACUCUUUGUCAUAGUUUCUAUUACAUGUAUGUACAGCCACGGAAAAAAUUAAGAGACCAUUUCAAAAUGAUUGAAUGAAUUUUCUAUUUGCAUUCAUUUACAUAAAAUGAAAAUAGCUCAAAGAAAACAAGUUCAUAUUCACUUUUAAGCAAUACAACAGUAACAUUUGUACAUUUAUUUAGGAAAAGUAAAGAAAUCAUAAUCUUGAUUUUUAUCACAGCUUUCAUGUGUCUUGUAGUGCUGUGAGCCUUUCACGUUGUUGUUGGAUGACUUUGUUUCAACUGAAGUUUGAUUUUGUUGAAAUUCAACAGACACUGGACUGGAAUGACCAAAAUACAUCUAGAAAUGCUGAUUCGAUGUAAAUUUGGAAUGGUCUCUUCUUUUUUUCCUGUGUAAAUAUAUUCACCAUGUCAUGAAAAUGGCCUUGGAUGGGUCUAGUGAACAAUAUAAAAAAAAUCCAAAAAGUUUUAAUGUUAAUUAAAUGUUAGUGUUUUGUCAGCCCACUGGAUUAAAAAAUGGUCAAAGAAAUGUUUUGGGAUCCCUAAUGAAAACAUAAUAAGGUGAAUAUAUUUAAAUGCAUUGUCUUGGUCCUAAUACAACUCUUUAGAUCCUACCGCCAUUAUGAAUCAACACAAAUAAGUGGCUAGAUGAUACUUUUGAAAGGAAACAAUAUAUCUCUAUGAAGCUAUUUACACCAGCUAUUUGCGUGUUCAGCCACUUCACUUUUUUCCAAAGCUUAUAUUUUCCAGUUCACUUCGAUGUUAUUUAAUCAUUUACAAAUUGGCAAAAGCUUCAUGCUCACUUUUAAGCAAUACAACAGUAAUAUUUGUAUGUAUAUUUAGGAAAGUUAAACAAAUAUUUUUAUGUCUUAACAUAGAUUUUUAUCACAUUUUUAAUGUCAUGCCAUGCUGUCAGUCUUUCACAAUGAGAAUCCCAGUCGACAGACGAUUGGCUUUUUAAUUGUAAGGAUAGACUUCUUUCGCUAGAGCCGCCGUAUUAAGCGUUGCAUUUCUUGCAAUCACAGUAAUGUAAGUGGCAUAUCAAUUAUCUUUGGCGCCACCUAUCUAAUAGGCGUCACGUCAUGUUUGGUGUGAAAAAAUAUGCUACAAAACUUUCUUUGAUAUUGUGGGAACUAUAGUUAAAUGCAUGUUACUGUUUUAAUUUUCUAAGUUGCCCCUUCCUGUAGUGUUUUGCAAAGGCUUGCGCAUCUAAAUGGACGGCUCUUUCACCGCUGGGUCUCUGGUGCUGAUAGUUUAACUCUCAUAUAAACCUUAUUUCCUAUCUAAUGCUAAUGCUGUUUAUGCUA
Triplophysa dalaica is the source of this 7129-nucleotide messenger RNA. It is a transcript of the gene synrg, whose product is annotated as synergin, gamma. Gene Ontology annotation, cellular component: clathrin coat of trans-Golgi network vesicle. The coding region runs from base 6 to 4310 and encodes 1434 amino acids. The record is from RefSeq and is a predicted model, not a curated record. The transcript has 22 exons. Lineage: Eukaryota; Metazoa; Chordata; Actinopteri; Cypriniformes; Nemacheilidae. Gene Ontology annotation, molecular function: protein binding.